This is a messenger RNA of Mizuhopecten yessoensis (Yesso scallop), 3141 nucleotides long. RefSeq lists its product as uncharacterized. Gene Ontology annotation, molecular function: mismatch base pair DNA N-glycosylase activity. Gene Ontology annotation, cellular component: nucleus. The transcript is spliced from 9 exons. NCBI's taxonomy places the organism in Eukaryota, Metazoa, Mollusca, Bivalvia, Pectinida, Pectinidae. The record is from RefSeq and is a predicted model, not a curated record. The coding region runs from base 84 to 1745 and encodes 553 amino acids. Gene Ontology annotation, biological process: base-excision repair, AP site formation.
UUCUGUUUACGUUAAAAGAUUUUUUUUGCACUAGCAUAUUCUCAAUUGGAAAGCUGUAUAGCAGGUUUAUUUUGCAAGAGAAAAUGGAACAAAAUUUAACAUAUUUUCCCAUGGAGAACAUGAACCAUGCAGGACUGCAGCACCAUGCAAUGGCGAUGGCCAACUUCAUCAAGACAGAACCUCAGUUAGAUAUCAAGUCUGAACCACAGGAUAUGUUUCAAAGUGUUACAAGUACUACAGCAAAGGGCAAAACUUCCAAGGCCAAGAAAAGGAAGACUGAGAAAGUGAAACAGGAGAAGAUAACUGACCACAUGGUUGUGAAGAAAAAGAAACAUGAUCGUUUCAAGGGCAUGCCUGAAGAGGAAGUGAUGAAACGCCUUCUGCCAGACCACCUGGCUGAGGAUCUAGACAUUGUUAUUGUGGGUAUCAAUCCCGGUUUGAUGGCAGCUUAUGUUGGACAUCAUUAUGCGGGCCCAGGAAAUCACUUCUGGAAAUGUAUGUACCUCUCGGGCCUCAUUCCCGAACCACUGACAGCUUACGAUGACACCAAACUGCUGAAUUACGGGAUAGGAUUUACCAACAUAGUUGCAAGGACAACCAGAGGAAGUGCAGAUCUGACAAGAAAAGAAAUCAAAGAAGGUGCCAAAUACCUGUCGGAGAAACUGAAUAAAUACAAACCAAAGAUAGCUGUCUUUAAUGGGAAGGGUAUUUAUGAAGUAUUUUUGGGACACAAGAAUUUUGCAAUAGGGAAACAACCUGAACCGCUGGAGGGCACUGAUACGGUUGUGUAUGUGAUGCCCUCUUCUAGUGCUCGCUGUUCACAACUACCUAGAGCCGUAGACAAAGUCCCAUUUUACGCAGCCCUAAAGAAACUGCGGGACCAUCUUCGUGGGGAUCUUAAAGAACUGGAUGAAUCAGAAGUGUGCUUCCCUGACCUUGAGCUCAAAGUCAUUAAGAAGGAGGAUCGGCUGAAGGCAGAGGGAUACCCUGAUGCUGACAACAAGGGAGCAAUUAAUCUUGGUAAUGGUAAUGUGCCUGCUCCCUUCACAAAUAACCAGCCAAUGAAUGGGGCUGUAGGUCCUCCAGGUAUGAAUCACCCUGGAAACUUUAUGUCCAUUAAGCAGGAAGCUCCUUACAACUCUCAGGAUUAUGGGGGCAGUACCAACAUGUUCCACCAACAAAUGCCUGUGAUCAGUCUUCCCUGCCCGUCAUAUCCAAUCUCAAGUAUGGCAUAUUCAGGGGGAGGUAACUCUCGUCCCCAUGGACCACAAGGAAUGAUGCCUUUACCAGCAACAACAUAUCCCUCCUCCCAAGUUGAUGGAUCAACGAUGUUUGGGGGACAGGGGUCUCAGGGACCUCAUCCAUCACACUUUCCUACUAGUCAGGGUUCUUACAUUCCACAGAUAAACUGUCAUGGUAAUUCCUCUCAAGGUCAGGGUCAGUUCUUAUCACCAGGUCAAGGUCAAAGUUCAACUAAUAUGUUCACAUCCCAGGGGCCAUCACAAAAUCUACCUCACCAUGUGGACCUGACAGUGCCAGGAUCCUACCCCUCUGCAGGGUUGCACUUGGCCAAUGCCAUGCAUGGGUGGCCCGGCAUGCAAGGUCAAUCUUGUGGACAAUCUCCUCGACCACAGCAGGGAUUUGAUCAGAUGCAAAAUCGUGUGUUCAUCAAGGCGGAACCACAGGACUUUGGAUCAUCAUCAUCAUCAUCAUCAACAACCUGUCCAUUUCAAAAUGUUGGAUAAGUAAUGUAUUUAUUUGUGUAGUCCUGUAUGGGUGUCUGAGUAUGUGUUCAUUAAGUAAUCAUCACAGUGAUGACAUCAUAGUGAGCUCUUUGUAUGUAUUAUAAAUAGCUGUCUUGCAUUUUUAUUUCCAUUAUUUAUAUAUUGUAAAUAUUUUGCAAAAUAUUAUUGUCUCAAACUUUUUAAACAGGAAAUAUAUUGAUGUAUUUUUCUUGUGCUAAAAGUUUCAUAAGUUUUGUGCUUUAUUAAUGCAAAUUCGAUGAGAUCUGGUUUGUGCCUACUAUAUGUCUAAUGAAAUCAGGAAUCUGGAUCUAUGAAAUUCUUAAAAGGUUCAUAUCAUACAAAACCAAAUGAAAUAAAAUACAAAUUGGAAACUUAAAAGUUAAAAUGGAUACAUGUUCAAAUUAGUAUGAAUAUUUGAAACAUGAAGUUCCAAUUAUGAUUAAAGAAAUAAAAAAUCAAUAAAGAAAUCAAUAUUGAAACAUUUUUUUCAUAACAAAUAUUAAAAUAUCAAAGUACCAUAUUUUGUCUUUCAAAAAUCAUAUAUUGAAGAUUAAAAGGUAGUCAAAACGGAACCUCAUAACUAAGUUUUUAAAUUUUUGCCUCAAUAGACUGGAAUAGGUUUAUAUGAUAAAAUAUAUACUGGUAGAUCAUAAUCAUCGUUAUAAGAAAUGAAAGUAGAACAGACAUGGUAAUAAUUGUGUGAUAAUGGACAGUACAUUUAAGGACACAGUAAACAUGUACAGUGUAUUUGUUGCUAAAUAUACACAAUUUUGAAUAAAAAUAUUGCUGUAACACACAUAGAUGCAAUUGAAAUGAUAUUUGAACAUGCCUCGCAACUGUAAUACUAUUUAAAACGUGUUGAUUUCCAGUAUUGUUGUUGUACAUGGCAUUACGUAGCUGUAUGCAUUUUUAUAAAAUUGAAUAUUACCCUGUUAGAAUUAUUGUACGUUUAUUUAUUGAUAUUAUCAUCAUAGUGAUAUUAACAUAAGUACAAUAUAUGAUGUCAAAAAUGCUUUAGAUGUCAUUAAUAUCAUUGGGUGUAUUUUAAAGAUGUGAACUCUCCACCCUUAAACUGGUUGUCUGUGAGUGUAGCUGUUUUACUGCAGACAGACUACAAAGAUACCACUUUGUAAGAAAAGUACCUCAUUGACUGUUGAUAAGCCCACGCUCAGAUAUAAGCCCACCCACAGAUUUACAAGUUACAUUCACCAACAAGCAGUCUAUGCAUGCAGGUAAAAAUGUUCAAAAAGCCAAACCAUAAGUUGAUGCUGUUUCUAUUGACUAUCCUUUGUAUUUCUAAGGAUGAGAUCCUACAGGCAUAUUGUAUCUUUGAGCAAGAUACCUUACUCCGCUUGUUCCAGUCUACUCAGCUGUAAAUGAGUAUGUGGUUGGGCAG